Messenger RNA from Coffea eugenioides, 645 nucleotides. RefSeq lists its product as uncharacterized. The transcript is spliced from 3 exons. Bases 11 to 574 code for a protein of 187 amino acids. The record is from RefSeq and is a predicted model, not a curated record. Lineage: Eukaryota; Viridiplantae; Streptophyta; Magnoliopsida; Gentianales; Rubiaceae.
AGUUAUUGCCAUGGCUCCAAGCAGUAGCAGCCUGAUUGUUUUCGCCUUCAUUGCUCUUGCAUGCGCCCUCUGCGUGCAAAGCGCUAGUGGAAACAUAGCUUGCGAGGACCUGAAGGAGGAUUCUUGCGCCUAUGCAGUGUCAUCGUCGGGAAAGCGCUGCGUGCUGGAGAAGCAUGUCCGCAGAAGCGGGGAGGAAAAGUACGCAUGCCGCGCAUCAGAUAUCGAAGCUGAAAAACUGAAAGACUGGAUCGAAACCGAUAAAUGCAUUGAAGCGUGCGGGGUUGACAGGCACACACUUGGAAUUUCAUCUGACUCUCUUUUGGAGCCUCAGUUUACCCACAAGCUCUGCUCUUCCGCCUGCUACCGCAGCUGCCCCAAUAUUGUUGAUCUCUACUUCAACCUCGCUGCCGGUGAAGGUGAAUAUCUUCCGAAACUGUGUGAAGCGCAGAGGGCUCAUGGGCGCAGAGAAAUGGCGGAAAUAAAAAGCUCCGGAAUGGUGGCACCAGGAGCAGAAUCGGAUGGUGGGAAGCCUGUGAGCUUCUACAUUGUUGCCCCGGCACCCCCUCCUUAUUAAUCAUGAGAUGGGAGGCACAAUAAAGAACAUGUAGUCGUAGAUGAAUAAUUAAUUACAUAGCAGGGUAUACC